Molecule: messenger RNA, 616 nt
Organism: Drosophila nasuta
Lineage: Eukaryota; Metazoa; Arthropoda; Insecta; Diptera; Drosophilidae
Gene: Srp9
Product: signal recognition particle 9
Exons: 3
Coding region: 60-293 (77 amino acids)
Biological process (GO): negative regulation of translational elongation; SRP-dependent cotranslational protein targeting to membrane
Cellular component (GO): signal recognition particle, endoplasmic reticulum targeting
Molecular function (GO): 7S RNA binding
Source: RefSeq, a predicted model, not a curated record
UUCAUUGCGGAAGCGCUGAGUUUCGUAUUUUGCAUUUAGAAACUUCGAAUAUCAUCAUCAUGGUUUAUGUGAAGAACUGGGAAGAUUUUGAAAUCGCUGCCGAGAAUAUGUAUAUGGCGAAUCCACAAAAUUGCCGAUAUACAAUGAAAUACGUGCACUCCAAGGGUCACAUACUGCUCAAAAUGACGGACAAUGUCAAGUGCGUACAAUACAAGGCGGAGAACAUGCCCGAUCUAAAGAAAAUUGAGAAAAUCACAAGCAAUCUGGUCGGUCACAUGGCGUCCAAGGAGUAAAGCAAGCACACAAAAUUGGCCACGGCAGCAGUUUGGAUGUGGAGCAAAAACAACAAUAACAACAAAUGCCUUGAUGUUAUUGUCACUGUCGUUGUUGCUGUUGUCUGAUGCUGAAUAGCCGUGUGUCCCACCUGCAAUUGUUUAGUUUGUAAGCGCCCUGACCAAUGAGGCGACUAAUUAAGUGUGUGGUAACAAGAGUAGUUGUUUAAAUAACAUUUUAUAAAUGUUAGCUCUGUACACACCAGUCAGCCUAAUUGGCGCCAGUGCAGUUUUAAUAAUUACGAUACUUGUAUAUUUAUUGUAAUGAAGAAUGAAUGGGUAAA